Messenger RNA from Naumovozyma castellii, 231 nucleotides. RefSeq lists its product as uncharacterized. The record is from RefSeq and is a predicted model, not a curated record. Lineage: Eukaryota; Fungi; Ascomycota; Saccharomycetes; Saccharomycetales; Saccharomycetaceae. Bases 1 to 231 code for a protein of 76 amino acids. The transcript has a single exon.
AUGGAAUACUUUAAGAAUACAAUGUCUAACAUAUUCAAUAAACUGAAACACAUAUUCGAAACUGAAUCAACAACACACACGGAUAAUCGUCAUGUUCAAAAACAGACGAAACCAGACGUCGUAACGAGGUAUGACUUGUUACAUGGAAGAAACGGUGCUAAAUCUAAUCUCCGAUCAAAGAGCAAAUCAAAAGGAGGCAAACACCACCCUAUAUCAGCUCGUGUCGUCUAA